Messenger RNA from Tripterygium wilfordii, 1974 nucleotides. Its product is annotated as U4/U6 small nuclear ribonucleoprotein Prp31 homolog. Gene Ontology annotation, biological process: spliceosomal tri-snRNP complex assembly; mRNA splicing, via spliceosome. The transcript has 8 exons. The record is from RefSeq and is a predicted model, not a curated record. Lineage: Eukaryota; Viridiplantae; Streptophyta; Magnoliopsida; Celastrales; Celastraceae. Bases 189 to 1646 code for a protein of 485 amino acids. Gene Ontology annotation, cellular component: precatalytic spliceosome; U4/U6 x U5 tri-snRNP complex; U4 snRNP.
GCCCGAAAGGCGAAAACCGGCCUGUAUUGGGGUGGAGUGGACGACUGUGGAGCAAUCUCGUUCUCUGCAAAAACUUCUCUCUGUGGGUUAUAUCUGGGAGGGAAUUUUCUUAUCCUGAUUUCUGGUUGGUUUUUUGACGAAUUGUCAACACCCACAAUUCGGUUAUUUCUCCAAUACACAGUACGAGAAUGGCAACUCUCGCAGAUUCUUUUCUUGCGGACCUUGACGAAUUAUCAGAUAACGAAGCUGAUCUUACUGAGGAAAAUAAUGCUGAUCUUGAAAACAUGGAGGAAGAUGAGGACGGGGACAUGGCAGAUCUAGAAGCUCUGAAUUAUGAUGAUCUGGACAGCGUCUCGAAAUUGCAGAAAACACAGAGAUUUAUUGAUAUAAUGCAGAAAGUAGAAGAUGCACUUCAGAAGGGUUCUGAUAUCUCUAAUCAUGGACUGGUUUUGGAGGAUGACCCAGAAUACCAGCUGAUUGUGGACUGUAAUGCAUUGUCAGUUGACAUUGAGAAUGAAAUUGUUAUUAUUCACAAUUUUAUCCGCGACAAGUACCGUUUAAAGUUUCCAGAGUUGGAAUCAUUGGUGCAUCACCCAAUUGAUUAUGCUCGUGUCGUGAAAAAGAUUGGCAAUGAGAUGGAUCUAACCCUUGUUGAUCUGGAAGGGCUUUUACCAUCAGCUAUCAUUAUGGUGGUCUCAGUUACAGCGUCAACCACGAGUGGCAAACCACUUCCAGAGGAAGUCCUGCAGAAGACAGUUGAUGCAUGUGAUCGAGCUCUUGCUCUUGAUUCAGCAAAGAAAAAAGUCCUUGAUUUUGUGGAAGGUAGGAUGGGAUACAUAGCUCCUAAUAUUUCGACCAUUGUUGGAAGUGCUGUUGCAGCAAAGCUGAUGGGAACUGCUGGUGGAUUAUUAUCAUUAGCUAAGAUGCCUGCUUGUAAUGUUCAGCUUCUUGGUGCGAAGAGAAAGAACCUUGCAGGGUUUUCUACUGCAACAUCGCAGUUUCGUGUAGGUUAUAUUGAGCAAACUGAGAUCUUUCAAAGUACACCACCUUCUUUGAGGAUGCGUGCUUGUCGGUUGUUGGCUUCAAAAUCAACACUUGCAGCACGAGUAGAUUCUAUCAGAGGAGAUCCAUCAGGGAACACCGGAAGAAACUUGCGGGAAGAGAUCAAAAAGAAGAUCGAAAAGUGGCAAGAGCCUCCACCUGCUAAACAACCUAAGCCUCUUCCAGUCCCAGACUCAGAGCCAAAGAAAAAGAGAGGUGGUCGUCGACUUAGGAAGAUGAAGGAAAGAUAUGCCAUAACGGACAUGAGGAAGCUUGCCAACAGGAUGCAAUUUGGUGUACCUGAGGAGAGUUCUCUAGGUGAUGGACUGGGGGAAGGCUAUGGGAUGCUUGGUCAGGCUGGGAGUGGCAAGCUGCGUGUGUCAGUUGCUCAGAGCAAACUUGCUGCAAAAGUUGCUAAGAAAUUUAAGGAAAAGAGUUAUGGAAGCAGUGGUGCUACCUCUGGACUGACAUCAAGUCUGGCAUUUACCCCUGUGCAGGGAAUUGAGCUCACAAACCCACAGGCUCAUGCACAUCAGCUUGGCAGUGGAAUUCAAAGUACCUACUUCUCUGAAACAGGAACGUUUUCGAAAAUUAGGAGGACUUGAUCUGCAAGCAAAUUAUUGUUACGAUAGGCGUCAGGUGAAACUGGAGGGAUUUAUGCAGCUGGGACAUUCGAACAAAUCAUCAGACUCGAAUAUUGUCUGUAAAUGAACUGAUCAAUAGAUCUGAGUAUUUGCCAUCUCUGUUUUCGUUGUCAGCUUGAUGCAGACAUAGAAGUUAAAAAUACAAAAAGAAAAGAGUUUUAUAGUUAUUUGUACGGAAUUCUUAGCUUUUGUUAACAGAGUUUAAAUUGUUUUUUGCAAUUUCAUGUCAAUGUGUGAACUUGAAAAAUGAAAUUACAGUUUCUUAAAAUGUCUACCUGAUCCAGGAAUA